Messenger RNA from Drosophila ficusphila, 914 nucleotides. RefSeq names its product vesicle transport protein SEC20 (gene Sec20). Gene Ontology annotation, biological process: retrograde vesicle-mediated transport, Golgi to endoplasmic reticulum. Gene Ontology annotation, cellular component: SNARE complex; endoplasmic reticulum. Gene Ontology annotation, molecular function: SNAP receptor activity. NCBI's taxonomy places the organism in Eukaryota, Metazoa, Arthropoda, Insecta, Diptera, Drosophilidae. The record is from RefSeq and is a predicted model, not a curated record. Bases 67 to 750 code for a protein of 227 amino acids. The transcript is spliced from 2 exons.
CUGGCACGUCACCAUUGCCAAGGAAUACCAAUUGUUUAAAACUAAACAAACAAACUCGCUGGAGCUAUGGACAAGGACACAUUCACGCUGCAGUCUAUUCGGCAGGACCUCAUCGAUAACAACCUGCAGGCCAAGGCGAUCAUACAGGAUAUCCUGAAUAGCCGCACGUCGAUCGCUGAACUGGAAGAGUUAAACGAAGCGGGGCGUUCGAAGUUGUCAGCCAUCAGAAGGAGCAUCGAGCGCCUAGACGACUGGGCUCGUGAUACAGCGGACGCAGGACUAGCCAAGGAGGUGGACACGCAUCGCGACCAGUUCUCCAAGACACUGCAGGCAUUCCGGAAGGCAAACGUGUCCACAAUGCUGGAGAUAGAGAAGGCUAAUCGGGAGGAGCUAAUGGCCAUUACCGGCGAGAGUGAGCUGCGUCAACGGUCCACGGCGAGAGCACGCCACAACCAGGGCAGCCUGGUCUCCCAGGAGAACGAUGUGACCGAGAAGAUGCUGGCCAUAUCUAGGCAUUUGUCGGAAACCACACAGAAGAGCGCUGUUACCUUAGAAACGUUGGUGGCUUCGUCCCAAAACGUAGAGGCUACCAGUGACGAGUUGCACAAUACGGCCGGCAGCAUCACCAUGUCCGGAAAGCUGCUCAAAAAAUACGGUCGACGCGAGUGCACAGACAAAAUGCUGCUAUUCUUUGCCUUCUGUCUGUUCCUUGUCUGUGUAUUUUAUAUCGUGCAAAAGCGGCUCUUUUAAACCAUAGUUAAGGGCUUAGCAUUUGUUGUAUAGUAAUUAACUACUUUAAGCUUAGCACAUGAUAAUACAUUUUAAGCACCGCUCCUGUUUAUAUUUAAUUAGAUAAUUAUAUAAGUUGUUAGUGUGGUUUUGCUUGUAAAAAAUACAGUGUAGGCUAAAAAGUA